Molecule: messenger RNA, 1719 nt
Organism: Pelodiscus sinensis (Chinese soft-shelled turtle)
Lineage: Eukaryota; Metazoa; Chordata; Testudines; Trionychidae
Source: RefSeq, a predicted model, not a curated record
ACCUCUUUUCCUGUCUGCACUAAGUUAUAUUCCUGUCUUUUCCCCUACCCAGGAUACCCUUUUGCCUUGUUCCAGCGCUAUUUCCUCUUCCAGAAGGAGGUCUACCUCAUUCACCUGUUCAACACCCUCACGGGGCUCUCAAUUGCCUACUUCAACUUUGGGAUGCAGUUCACACACUCCCUGCUGUGCAUCCUGAUCCAGUUCCUCAUACUAAGGCUAAUGGGCCGUACGGUAACUGCUGUCUUGACCACCUUCUGCUUUCAAGUAACAUACCUUAUGGCUGGUUAUUACUUCACUGCCACAGAGAAUUAUGACAUUAAGUGGACCAUGCCACACUGUGUCUUGACUCUCAAGCUGAUUGGCUUGGCCAUCGAUUAUUAUGAUGGAGGGAAGGAUUUGGAAGUCCUGACCGAUGAGCAGAAGCAGUUUGCAGUCCGUGGAGUUCCUACCUUACUGGAGGUCUCAGGUUUCUCCUAUUUUUAUGGUGCCUUCAUGGUGGGGCCCCAGUUCUCCAUGACAGACUAUCAGAAACUGGCAAGGGGUGAGAAGACUGAUGUUCCAGGCCAGAGACCCAACAGCCUUGUGCCUGCUGUCAAGCGCCUUAUCCUAGGCCUCUUCUUUCUGGUAACUUAUGCCCUGUUGAGCCCAUAUGUCUCUGAUGAAUACCUCAUCUCUGAUGCAUACCUGGAACAGCCUUUUUGGUUCCGCUGCUUCUACAUAUUGAUUUGGGGCAAAGUGAUACUCUACAAAUAUGUCACCUGCUGGCUUGUCACGGAAGGCGUCUGCAUCCUUGUUGGCCUUGGGUACAAUGGCCAGGAUAUGAGUGGCAAACCAAAGUGGGAUGCUUGUGCCAACAUGAAGAUUUGGUUAUUCGAGACAACACCCUUCUUCACAGGGACCAUUGCUUCCUUCAACAUCAACACCAACGCCUGGAUGGCGCGUUACUUCUUCAAACGGCUGAAGUUCUUGGGUAACAAGCUGCUGUCACAGGCAUUAACCCUGUUCUUCCUGGCUGUGUGGCAUGGGCUGCACUCUGGCUACUUGGUGUGCUUCCAAAUGGAGUUCCUCAUAGUCAUCGUUGAGAGACAGGUCAUGGACCUCAUGCAGGACGCUCCUGUUCUGAGGGCCUGGGCCUCCAUAACGAUCCUGAAGCCUCUCUACUAUGUGCUACAGCAAGCUAUCCACUGGAUGUUCAUGGGUUACUCACUGGUACCAUUCUGCCUUUUUGCCUGGGACAAGUGGGUCAAGGUGUAUACAUCUAUUUAUUUUGUAGGCCACAUACUAUUCCUCACUUUAUUCCUCACGUUGCCUUACAUCCGCAGAGCACUUGUGCCAAGAAAAGAAAAGCUAAAGAAAGCAGAGUAACAGUUAAAAGUUUGUACCGUGUGUGAACUGUCACAGGUGAUGGACUCAUCCCUUGCUGAAGCAUCACCUGCCAAGUUUGCUGUGUUCAAGUUCAACCGUUCUGUCAAUGUGAUGAUGGGAACAGAGAGUACAGGGUCAGAGACCCCACUGGUGAGGGGUGCAGGGAGCAAUGCCCCUCCACUUCCCACACCCUCUACAUGUUGCCUUAUCUCUGCUGCUCUCUGGUGGACACUCCUUUCUGCUGAAUUCAGAUGAUUGUAAAGCACUAAACACCACCACUAUGUGGGGAUGGAACCACCUCGAAUUUUUUUACUUCAGUCAUCCCAGAUAAAAAAAAGUUGUUCUGUUAUUUUC